AUGUUCCGUCUCGCAGCUCUCGCCGUCCUUUGCUGCAGCGCUGUGCGCGCGCAAGUCGUCACUUCCGUGCAAGCACCGCCGUCACAGAUCGUGCAAGUCGCUGCCCAGCCAGUGCAUGUUGUCCAAUCAGCUCCGAUUGUUCAACGCGUUAUCCAAACCGCGCCAGUGGUCGUGGCUGCCGCGGCUCCCGUUGUGGAGCCCGCGUACCCUCCUCAGCCGUACCAUUUCUCGUACACAACCGUCACGGAGGAAGGAGCUCACAGCCACGAGGAGACCUCCGACGCCGCCAAUCGACGCCAGGGCUCUUACAGUUUGAGUAUCGCCGACGGAAGGCAGAGGAUUGUGAGAUACGUAGCCGAUGAGAACGGAUUCCGUGCCGCCAUCGAAACUAACGAACUCGGUACCGAAUCCAAUUCUCCGGCGGCGGUCCAAAUCGUCUCGACCGCGCCGACGGGUCCAGAAGCAGCUAUUCAAGCCGAAGCUUACCUGUCACGCACCAUCACCGGGUUCCCCUACUACAGAAGAGCUUCGUCCAAGGCCUAAGCUUCGCCCUAAGAAUGCGAUCAAAGAGAUAGAAUCGUUCUAGUUUGGAGGAAUGCUAGA
Molecule: messenger RNA, 603 nt
Organism: Galendromus occidentalis (western predatory mite)
Lineage: Eukaryota; Metazoa; Arthropoda; Arachnida; Mesostigmata; Phytoseiidae
Product: adult-specific rigid cuticular protein 15.7
Exons: 3
Coding region: 1-543 (180 amino acids)
Cellular component (GO): chitin-based extracellular matrix
Molecular function (GO): structural constituent of chitin-based larval cuticle
Source: RefSeq, a predicted model, not a curated record